GUGCGUCUCUAAUAUAAUAAAAACGAAAACACCAAUGCAGGCUACAAAUUCUUUUCGUUAGGUUAGACCACAGAAAAAGACAUUACACACUAAAAAAUGCAUAAUGAGCAGCUCUAUUGCAAAUCGAUCAGGUAAAAUAUACACAACAAUGACUUGUGAUUUUAAAUUGUGUCGACCUAAUUAGACUGUUUCAUAUUAAGUAUAGUCUAGAUGAUAUCUUUUAAUAAGCAGAAUGUCACAUAUAACCUUCUCGGAAGCAUACAAUCUCAUGAAAAAGAAAGAAGAAAGGGAAUACCAAACAAGAACGAAAAGAGCAGAAAAAUUGUCCUACAUCAGCUCGCAAGAGGAACUAGAAGCUAUCAUGCACAAAGUGAAAACUAUAUUAGAAGACAACUCUCUCACAGCGCUAAAAAGCAUUAAAGCUCUUCUAUCCACCAUUACAGAGUCCUUUGCCUAUCACGUAGGUAUAUGGCGAGACCAGCACAACCUCAAUAUACUACACUAUGCUAUUAUCAACAACAAACCGGAGAUCAUUAACUACUUGCUUGCAGAUACUUCAUUUUUCCCCAAAUCACACAUGCCAUUUCAGAAUCCUUACGGGCACUUGGCUGCUCUGCUGGGACACAAGGAAUGUUUGCGCGUUAUUUUACAGUUCAGACCUGGAGAUUUCUUCAAAAUCACACAAUCGUCACAGUUUCUAAAGCUGCCUGAAGAGUACUACAGGCGGUUAAAGAUCAAAGAGUCAGUGAAGAACAAUUUUUUAGACAAAAUAAAAUCAUAUUCAGAAAGUAACGAGGAGACGAAAUUAGCACGGAACGAUGUAGAGACUUUAAUGGCUAUGAUAGAAGAAGAGAAACAUGACAAAAAAUACAAACAUUCAUUAACAAAGAAAUUUCGUCCAGUGAGCGAAAAAAAAACUCCCAUUAAUGAUACCCCUAGCUCCAGCGCGCCAAUAAGCAAAUAUCGAAAAUCGAUCACAAAAAGUAUUCCCAAAACAGGUGAACGGAAGUUAAGCACAGUCUUGAUCGCCCCAGCCAAUCAGGACGAGUCAAAGUCAAUGUUCCAGAUUGAACGUAUACAAUCACAGCCAAAACUCAAACUGGAAAGUCGCACGAAUGCUACAAUAGACCUCAGAGAUAGUACGAAAGUGAACAGCCACUUGAUCACUAUAUACCGCAAUCUUUUUACAGAGGAUGGCCCAGGAAUCCUUAAUGGUGCUGCAAUGCCUGCUACAGUCAACUUUAUGGACACGCCUAAAGCAAUGCGCGCGCAAGAUUUUAAUUAUCAAAGCACGUUUCGGAAUAAUAUAUUUAGCGAACAAAAGAAUGCGGAGUCAGCAUACAGGCAUAAAUGGGACAGCACAUCAACAAAGAAGGAUUCCACGGAUCACAUGAGAAUCAGUAAGAAGCUCAGUUUUACUAAACCAUCUAACUCUAAUUUAGGCGAACCCUCCAAGGCUUGGAUCAAAAAUGAAAGAAUAGAUAUUGGCGUCAGAGGUAAGAAAAAAUAUAAAGAGUUUCGAAUUAAGAUUGAUCAUCGUGAAGUCAAAGAGAAAGAUGACGCGUAUCGUUCCAUGAACAAAACUCCAUUGACGAUCGCUGCCGAGCGCGGUCACCUAGAAUGUGUUCAGUUUCUACUUGAUCAAGUCAUUCUGAAAUCGAACCCAAUGAUAGCCACGAAGGAGCCACUAACUCUAGCGACCAAAGCCCGUAGUCCAGAAGCUAUAAUACUUCUGGUUCAAAAGAAAAUGUCGCGAUGGGACUAUCAGAGCGCUGUCCUGGUGGCAAUACGCGAGCUGUACCCGGACUGUCUGACAGCACUGUUGACCAUCAGCGGCAAGGAAAGAGCAACAUUGUUUGAUGGAGUCAAUCUUUUCCACGUCUUGUACUCUCAGAGCCUUCUGUCCAACUAUAGAUACGAGUUAAUGCCGGAGAUGACUCGCGUGCUACUGAGCUGCAAGGAAAAUGUGAACGCUCACAACAUACCCAGGACGUUCCCCAUGUACACUCUCAUCAGCUGUGCAUUUAAUAUUUCCCAAAUGAAGCAGAUCUAUUACUACCUCGAAUGUCUUACCAUUCUCCUCGAAGCCAAAGCCAAUCCACAUUACAGCGAAGAGAGGGCAGAAAAAGAUUUCGCCAAGAAUUCGGGCCUGUCAUUUACCCGCAAGUCCUUCUCUUCCGCUAUCAGCUGCAUUUUAGAGAGCGCCAAGGGCUCGCUUGAUUACUUUGAAAAACCUUAUUUCUCAAAGAUGUUUGUGAAGAAGUUUAUCACCACUAUAGAGACAUUUGAUAAAACAAAGAGGAUGAUACUGAAUGAUGUUCUGUUUGACUACGUCAAGUACAGCAAUAUAUUCGGCUUAGACAAAAGUAUUAUCAAAUCACUUAUGAGAUAUGGCGCGAAUCCAGACUCCAAGCGAGCGGGAAAAUACGCAGUGAAUGCUUACUUUGAUAUCAUCCUUCCCUAUUUGACCAAGUUUGAAGUGAUCAACUCAUACGACCACUAUCAAAAAGAACUGGUUGAUGUGAUGUAUAUUUGCCGCUACAUGUCUCCCAAAUGUCUGAACGAGGCGCUCAAAGUGUUUCUAGAAGAGCAUUUGCUCGUGUCCCCUAUUCAAGCAUUGCCUGUCUGUCGUUAUUUCUCGUAUCUCAUCAACGAAAUGGUACGUUCGCCCCGCAGUCUGCUAGAGAUGACAUCACAACAGAUAUGGUUGUGUGUAGGCCGUAACAAAAUAAGGGCUAAAAGUCUGUCACUCUCAGACGAACUAUUGACAAUUAUAAUUCCAUAAAAUCUGUAGUACAAUACAUUAGCUGUUGUUUUAUCUUCCUGCCAUUACAAUUAGUAGUUAUUCUAAGUGAAGAUACUUUCACAGUUUGUGCCUAACACUGAACAUCUCGUACUAAAGAUAAAUGAUUA
Molecule: messenger RNA, 2913 nt
Organism: Biomphalaria glabrata
Lineage: Eukaryota; Metazoa; Mollusca; Gastropoda; Planorbidae
Exons: 1
Coding region: 233-2785 (850 amino acids)
Molecular function (GO): protein binding
Source: RefSeq, a predicted model, not a curated record